Messenger RNA from Lotus japonicus, 1423 nucleotides. Its product is annotated as flavonol synthase/flavanone 3-hydroxylase-like. Gene Ontology annotation, molecular function: dioxygenase activity. The transcript has 3 exons. Lineage: Eukaryota; Viridiplantae; Streptophyta; Magnoliopsida; Fabales; Fabaceae. The record is from RefSeq and is a predicted model, not a curated record. The coding region runs from base 62 to 1144 and encodes 360 amino acids.
UGUACAACUCUUCCAUAUUUUGUUGCUGUCAUUGAUUUCAUUUCUUAGGAAUUCCAAAGCAAUGCCAAUGGGAGAGAUUGAUCCAGUUUUCAUUCAGGCUCCAGAGCACAGACCCAAGCUCAGUGUCAAAGAAGCAGAAGGCAUCCCUGUGAUAGACAUGUCCCCUCUAUUAUCAUCAGAUGAUGAUUCCAUAAUUUCUAACACAGACCCUUUAGCCAUUCAAGAGCUUGUGAGGCAAGUAGGUAGUGCAUGCAAGGAGUGGGGGUUCUUCCAGGUGAUCAAUCAUGGAGCUCCUCUUGAGAGCAAGCAGAGGAUUGAAUCAGUUGGUAAGAAAUUCUUUACUCAGAGCUUGGAGGAGAAGAAGAAAGUGAGGAGGGACACUGUGAAGGUUAUGGGGUAUUAUGAGAGUGAGCAUACCAAGAAUGUUAGGGAUUGGAAGGAAGUGUUUGAUUUUACUGUGGAGGAACCUACCUUGAUUCCAGCUUCAAUUGACCCAGAUGACAAGGAGAUCACUCAAUGGUAUAAUCAUUGGCCAGAGUACCCACCAGAGAUGAGAGAGACAUUCCAAGAAUAUGCUCACCACAUGGAAAAACUAGGGCUGAAGUUAAUGGAGCUUAUCGCCAUGAGUUUGGGUCUGCCCUCAAAGCGAUUUCAUGGGUUCUUUAAGAACCAAACAAGCUGGAUUAGGCUGAACUAUUAUCCACCAUGCCCAAACCCUGACAUUGUUUUAGGGUGUGGCCGUCAUAAGGAUUCUGGUGCUUUAACCAUCCUCGCUCAAGAUGAAGUUAGUGGGUUACAAGUGAGGAGAAAAUGUGAUGGUCAAUGGGUUCGACUCAAUCCCUUACCUGAUGCUUAUAUUAUCAAUGUUGGAGACGUAAUUCAGGUUUGGUGCAAUGACGCGUACGAGAGUGUGGAGCACAGAGUGAAGCUGAACCCUGAGAAGGCAAGGCUUUCGUAUCCAUUUUUUCUCUAUCCUUCACAUUACACUAAUGUGGAGCCUUUGGAAGAGCUUACAAAUGAGGAAAACCCUCCCAAAUACACGCCUUACAACUGGGGAAAGUUUUUUGUUACGAGGAAGCGUAGCAACUUCAUGAAACUUGAUGAAGAGAACGUUCAGGUAGCAAAUACAUCAUAUCAUGAUUAAUAUUAGAUGUCGCAUUUUGCAAUGGUGCUAGCUAUAAUAAUCAAGAACCAGUGUCUGGAUAAGGAGCAUGAAGAUUAUUUUCUACUAAGUCAUGUCAGGUUUAUGUAUAACUAAUGAAGAAUAAUGAUGCUUUUACAUUCCUCUUUAGGAAGGAAAGACGUGCCGACAACAAUAAUUCAUGAUCUUAAAUAGUGAGGCACCAUGGCCCAUAGUAUUAAUGUUUGUUUUUUAAGCCAUUUUCCCUAAACUAUUAUGAUGGGUAUUUUUUUAAAAUAGUAA